CGGCCGCGGCGGACAGCUGCCUCCGGGAGGAGAAGGAAGAGGGGCCGCAAGAAGGAGGGAAGACGUGAGCCGUGGGGGAGGAAGAGGAGCCUAGGACCCGCCCCACGCACAAUUGAUGGGCGGUUCCUCUGCUGUGGGCCUGCCCACCCGCUCUGCCCCGCCGCCCCUUUAGUCCCUGGCAAGGGGCAAAAGUGCUGAUCCCCAAGGAGCAGCAGGGGUCCAUCUUUCUGUUUUUAACCCCACCAUUUUCUGAAAAGGGGGGAGCAGGAGCAACUUGAUGCAGGUCGGGAGCUAAGAACCAUGUUGCAUGAAACAAGGGACAGGCAGAAGUUUGUCAGUGAUGUUCAAUAUCUGCGGGACAUGCAGCAUAAGGUGGACUCGGAAUAUCAGGCUUGUUUGAAACGACAGGAUUACAAAAAAGACACAAAUGACAAGAAACAGGAUCAGCUAUGGGGGAAAGACACAGGUGACAGAUCCCGGUUUCCAAGUGGGUCAUCGUCCAAACAGAGUUCCAGUGAGGAGGAUUCUUUAAGUGAACCACGAACAUCUACCAAGAUAUGUAAGUGUGAGCCCAGACUUCCAGCCAUUGAUCAAACACCAGUCAAGCAGAAACACAAAAGUACUAUGACACCAAAGAAGCCAGAUAAAGUGAGCCCCAGCAAACCCUCCUCAGGUGAGUGUCAAAGCACUUGGUGGUCAAAACCAAACCUUGAAGGAUCAUUAGGGUGGUGCUGGCUGGGGAGGAAAGGCCCUGUGGAAGGCAGGCUCUCUCCUCAUGAGAUGGCACAGGCACCAAAGAUUUUAUCAAGGAAGAGGAGGCCAAACCUGGGGAGACUGACAGUGAGCCCGGAAAUGCACAGCCCAAGAGCAUCUGGAGAGAGAAGCAGACAGAAACCACAGCUGUCAGCAAAGGCACUCCUGGGAGCAGAUCCAAUUGCCCAACCAGAAAGCCUGAUGUGUGCAAAUGAGACUAAGCUGAAGAGGCCAGCUCGGGAGAGGAGAAACUUAGCCUCAUCCUCAGAGCUCAUGAGAACAGCUGGGAAGCCCCUUGAGAGACAGAGAAAAGGAGACCCAAGUGUUCGUCCCCAGAAUGAGCCCCACGCUGCCCUCUCGCAGGCCUUCCAGCCAACGAACGGUCCUCAAGUGCUGAGUGAGACUCUGGGGCCUCCACUCCUACCCUCCACUGUGGUAGGACCAAGAAGGACACCAUUUAGGUUCCACGAUGAAGAUUUUUACUCUGCGCUGUCAUUAAACAGUGAACAAGAAAACUAUGACACGGAAGAGGAAACCCGCAUGGAAGAGGAGCUUCUGCUGGUUGGAAUGCGUUCUCCUCCCAGACAUAAGAGAAGCCGAUUUCUUGGGACACCAGCCACUCCAAAUAGAAAUGUUGAGGAAAACGCUGAAAAUCUCCGAGGAAGUUUUGUAAGAUGGAGUGAGGCCAACCCUGGAUCUCCAGGAAAAAGCAGCGCCACAGAGCCAGCAUCAAAGCAGCCUUCUGCUGAGCAAAGGACACUUGAGGAUAGCAGGCUACGUGGGGAGUUGGCUAAAGAGAACCCCAGUGGAGACCAAGAAGGUGAGAAGACUGCUCUUUCGGGGGACGCCACAUCUAACAAUGUCAUCCGAGACCGUGCCGAAGAUGGAUCCAGUGACUGUCCUAUGGAAGUCAGGCCUGAAGCUCAUCAUCAUGAGAGAGACUGGCAAAGUUACCUACGUGGUUCUAGGAAUUCAUUUGACUGCUUACUUUCUGGGAGACCCUUAGCUCCAAGAUCAUCAAUGAGUACGCCUUUUAGCACUCAUGGGUCACUGCUGCAUUCUGCUCUGAUAGAUGACAUUCCAGCAAGCUUGUCCAUGUCAUCUAUUCUAGUCCCUAGUUCAGACAUGGAGGAAAACCUAAGGUUCAAUGUACGCCGGCCACUCUCACCGAUCAGAAAUAGGAAUCCGCUGGCUACUGCACAAAACCACACUGAUGACAUCCCAGGAGAAGAGACGAUGGCUUCAACUCCGAGCCAAGCUCGGGAGUCUCCACUGUUGGCCGAAGAUCGUUCAAAUCCUCAAAGCAGUGAGACCUUGAGGAAUUCUCCCAGCUCUUCUACAAGGCGACAUUUACAAGGCCAUUUCUACAUGCCUGGGUCCCUGCCAGAAAGCAUACCUUUUACUUUCUUUGCAGUGUCUGAUUUUCCAAAUCAAAAUGUUCACGAGGACAGUGUCACUGAUGAAAAGGGGGCCACAGAAAUAAAGGCAGACCCUGAGAAACUGAGGAAAUUGCAAGAAAGUCUCCUGGAGGAGGACUCCGAGGAGGAGGGAGACUUGUGUCGCAUCUGUCAGAUAGCCGGGGGUUCCCCAACCAACCCGCUCCUGGAGCCUUGUGGCUGUGUGGGAAGCCUGCAGUUCGUUCACCAAGAGUGCCUGAAAAAGUGGCUGAAAGUGAAAAUAACAUCAGGAGCAGAUCUGGGUACUGUGAAGACCUGUGAGAUGUGUAAACAAGGCCUUCUGAUAGACCUAGAUGACUUCAACAUGACUGAAUUCUACCACAAGCACCAGCAAUCCCGGGCACAGAGUGAGCUGAUGAACUCCGGCUUGUAUCUGGUGUUGCUGCUUCACCUGUAUGAACAGAGGUUCGCAGAACUCAUGACACUCAACUACAGGCGGGCUUCCAGAGAGAGGUUGUCAAGAAAUUACCCACAACCCAGACCGGAAGAAAAUGAAAGUUCCGAGUCGGGAGAUGGUAAUGAAAGCAGUGUCUACCCGGGCCGGGUCAUCUAGUGAGGUCGAGGAGUGCAGCAGAGCCCUCUCCACCCAGAUGGCCUUCCUCCGCCCCCGUGCUUCCCUUCUUCCCUCCUCUUUACUGAAACUGAAGCCAAUGUGUUCACAGUUACCAUUCUCACCUGUGCCACUCCGUUCAGGGGUCUGGCUUGAGCAUCCAUGGGCAGCCACGGGGACCAACCUCAUCCCAGCCAACACAGCCGAGUCCCGGGUGGGCUUUCCUGCUGCAGCCCCUCAGCCCAGCAGCCCAAGUGGACCCAGCAACUCUGGCAGCCCAGCAGCCUGGGCUCCCACUGCUGAGGGCCUUUGUUCAGGCCUCAGCCCACCCUGAGUGGAGUGGA
This is a messenger RNA of Cricetulus griseus (Chinese hamster), 3104 nucleotides long. Lineage: Eukaryota; Metazoa; Chordata; Mammalia; Rodentia; Cricetidae. The record is from RefSeq and is a predicted model, not a curated record.